Aspergillus bombycis is the source of this 2661-nucleotide messenger RNA. Its product is annotated as Auxin Efflux Carrier superfamily. Bases 1 to 2661 code for a protein of 886 amino acids. NCBI's taxonomy places the organism in Eukaryota, Fungi, Ascomycota, Eurotiomycetes, Eurotiales, Aspergillaceae. The transcript has 7 exons. The record is from RefSeq and is a predicted model, not a curated record. Gene Ontology annotation, molecular function: oxidoreductase activity. Gene Ontology annotation, cellular component: membrane. Gene Ontology annotation, biological process: transmembrane transport.
AUGGCCCAACAGAAGAGCACGAAUGCAAAAAUUUACAAAUGCUGGGGCUAUACUUUCGAAUGGAUCGACGGCCUUCACUCUCCAGUGGAGCAGUUGCACUCCACCAUGCUCAACUAUGACAAACUUGUAGAUGAGUGCCUAGAUCGCCUGGAUGAGAUCUCGCCCCCAGGUAGUGCCCGUGCAAAGAGCACAGGGCGCUCCGACGCUCGAACACCGAAGAGAGACCUGUACUCUCUGUUGGAGCAGCACGCAAAAGACGAUCCAAAGCUCGACGAACUGUGGUCUGAGAUCAACACCGUCCCGGACUGGGUCGACUGGGAGCAAAUCAAACGGGGUCAAGAAGUGUUCUUCCGCUAUGGAACACCGAUUCUCAAUGUACUCGGCUUUCAAAGCCUCCUCGGUGGCAUGGGUUCUCCCCGAGUUGUUGAGACCUUAGCCCGGACUGGAGGUUUCUCGGCGGACGUUGUACGGCGCAGGCUGCUGGAAACUCUGCAACACAUUCUCCAGGUGUCCCUAUCAUUGGACUCGAUAAAGCCUGGAGGUAAAGGUCAUAUCUCCUCGGUCCGAGUCCGGUUGUUACAUGGAUCGGUCCGUCGUAGGGUGCUGAGCCUUGUCAAAAACAGACCCGAAUACUACGAUAUCAAGAAAUACGGGAUUCCUAUUAACGACCUGGAUUGCAUUGGAACUAUCCAUACGUUCUCAACGAGCGUAGUCUUCCUUGGGCUUCCACGACAAGGUAUCUUUUUGAGGAACCAGGAAAUUGACGAUUAUAUUGCCCUUUGGAGACUUGUCGCGUAUUACAUGGGUACACCAACCGAGUGCUUUGAGACAACAGCUCGGGCACGAGCGAUGAUGGAGUCGAUCUCAGUGUCAGAGUUAGACCCAACCGAUACCGGUAGGAUACUGGCGCAGAACAUCAUUAUUGGUCUUGAAAACACAGCCCCUACAUAUGCGUCGAAGGAAUACCUUGAGGCUAUGGCGAGAAAACUCAACGGUGACGAGCUAUCGGAUAGACUUGACCUUCCGCGUCCCUCUUUAUACUACCAAGCACUCGUGUAUGGACAGUGUAUAAUGGUUAUGGCCGCGUGCUAUGGACUUCGAGCGUUGCCGAUCCUCGAUCACGCUUUCAUUAAGUUACGUCGCAAGCUCUAUUAUAGCCUCAUUAUGGACGAGAAAGAUGGACUGGGGGGCGAAAGCUUCUUCGAAUUCAAAUACGUACCGUUUUACAGUCGCACAACGCGUUUGGGGAAACGCAGGGUAUCCCAACCGGCAUGGUGCGGUGUAGAGACUCUGGGACUCAUCAUGGUUGAUGAUGGUACCGUCGUGCCGUUGGUGGGCGCCUUACAAGCCUGCGUCUCCGUUCUGCUGACCAUGAGCUACGGGGUCGCAGCGCAAAGGCUACGGUUAAUUCAAGAGCCCUCCAUCAAUGAUAUGGCUGGGCUAGGCGUGAAGCUGUUUCUCCCAGCUUUAAUCAUCAUCAAUCUAGGCGAACAGCUGCAAUUAGGAAAUGCGUUGAACUACAUCCCCGUUCUCAGUACUGCUCCCCCAAUCCCAUCUCGGAAAUUGAUAAUAACCUCUCCAUUGCCAGUUUGGUCCAUUCUUUAUACCUGUGCCUCGAUCGGCCUAGCAUAUUUCGUCUCCAAAGGAUUGAAGCUCCCGCCCUGGGUGACGCCGGCCUGCGCAUUCAACAACACGACAUCGCUGCCGCUCCUCUUGCUGCAAUCGCUGGAAAGCGUGGGCAGUCUAAAACCGAUUAUUAGAGACGGCGACACCGAGUCCGAGGCUAUUUCUCGUGCCCAGAGCUACUUUCUUCUCUGCGCUGUGGUUAGUAAAACGAUCGGUUACGUCGUUGGUCCCAAGCUACUCCAGGACGGCAACGAGUCCACCGAUACAGAGAAUCAAGAAGCAGACACAGAUCCUGAGACACAAAUUGGCACCACUGAACACGACCACGUCGACGAGGAGACAUCCCUUCUUCCCCAGCGAGCGCAAAAAGCCCGCCGCAACAUUUCUAGCAGUAUUCGGCACGGAACCCGGCGCAUUUCAUCCAUGUUACCCAAGCGCAUCCGACAGAGACUUAUGGCCCCGUUUGAGUCCCCCUUUGCCGAUGUGGCGAUCGGCUGUACCGUUAUCGGUGUGGUUUUGGGUCUUGUGCCGCAGUUGCAUAAAGCGUUCUUCAAUAAAUACGAGGACGGCGGGAUCUUCAACGCUUGGCUGACGUCGAGUGUCAAGAAUAUUGGCAAGUUGUUCACGACAUUCCAGAUCUUUGUAGUGGGGUGUAAGCUGGGUGUCAGCUUUGAGAAGAUGAAAACGAGUGGCGAUUCAGGGCGAAUGCCUCUGAAGGCGAUUGGGACGAUCUUUCUCGUUCGUUUGGUGAUCUGGCCUGCACUCAGCAUCUCCCUGAUAUAUGGCUUGGCUAAGAGGACUAAUAUCGUGUUAACUGAUCCUAUUCUCUGGUUCAGUUUGAUGCUCAUGCCGGCUGGACCUCCGGCGUUGGUGAUAUCCGGAUUGGCCGAGUUGGCUCAGAUUUCGGAGCUGGAAAAGAUGGCUAUUGCCAAAUCGUUGACUGCGAUGUACGUGUUAUCGCCAUUUGUAUGCUUCAGCAUUACGGGCGCUCUAAAAGCAUCUCAAGCGGCACUGGAGCAGAGGAACUCCGCAUAG